UUUGCAUGUUGCUCUUUUAAGAAAAUAAAGGCGGCAACAUUGUUUGUGACACUGUUUUUUCAAAAGCUAAAUACCGAGAAAGUAUAAGUGCCAAAGAAAGAUUUCUAAAAACAGAAAAUUCUGGCAAAAAUUAUGCCUUAAAAAUAUCGGGCUAUUCAUAAAAGUCAAGUCCACAGAUGCUGUUUGCGCAAACAAAGUACCUACUCUGUGGCGAAAUCUAUUUGCUUGAAUUAGGGAAAUAAAAAUAAUAAAUAUCCAAUAUGAACGAUAUUCUUAGACCAGAGUUAGUGUGGAUUGAAGGCAGAUGUUAUAGAGCAAAUGAUGCUACUUCAGAAAUUUCAACUCAUGUUGAACAUGAUUUAUAUGAAAAUGAAAUUCCAUUCCAAGAUAUGCAAGAAGAUGAUGAUGAUGAUGAUGUCGAUGUUAAAGUUAUGGAUUCCGGCAGAUAUUGUACAAGUCUCCAUGUUUCUAAGCAUUAUUUGGGACAAAUUAUUGGAAAGAAAGGUUCAAUGAGAAUGCAAAUACAAAGAGACACCAACACAGACAUUAAAAUUCCUAGGAUUGGAGAAAACAAGGACAUUCUCAUAUAUGGUCCGAGCAUUGCAAAUGUAAAAGCAGCUUGUCGAAGAAUAAACAUUAUUGUGAUGGCUGCUAGAAGGAAGCAGAGACCAACCCAUUUCAUUUCAAUUCCACUGCACCAACCUAACAUACAGAAAACAUUUGAGAUCUUCAAGGAAUCGGUUUUACGAGAAUGCCAGAGUUUAGACGAAUGUUUGUUUAUACCAUCAAGUAAGCUUCACCUGACCGUUGGUGUGAUGUGCCUGAUGGAUAAUGAGGAGAGAAUACUGGUGUCAAAACUACUCACUGAAGCAAAGGAGCAUAUAAUCAUUCCUAUUAUACAAGAACAUUUGCCUUUAAGAUUAAGAAUAAAAGGUUUAUCCUAUAUGAAUGAUGACCCAAAAGAAAUAAAUGUAUUAUAUAGUUGUGUUGAAGAAGAAAAUGCUCCAGCUGGAUUGUUACAAAAAAUGGUGGAUGAUAUAUUAGAUUACUUUUAUAAAAAAGGGUUUAUGGAAAAGGAGUAUGAUCGCGAUAACGUUAAAAUGCACGUCACUCUUCUCAAUACAAAAUAUCGAAGAAGGAGUGAAGACGACGAUGACAGUGUGCCAAGGAAUAAGGGAACCAGACAGACUUUCGAUGGAACUGAAGUGUUGAAUAAGUUUAAAGAUUACGAUUUCGGCGUCGUACAACUUACAGAAAUUCAUUUAUCCCAAAGACAAACAAUUGGCCCUGAUGGGUAUUACCAACCAACGUGUGUAAUAAAUAUAUCUUAAGUAGAGGUUAUAUAUAAGGAUAUCUCCUGUUCCAGAAGCUCACAAGCAGGAAUCUGUUUGUUUAUUAAAUGCCUUUUGUGAACUCUGUACUAAUAUGUGAAUAAAAAAAUUCAUAUUUUUUAUCAU
Zerene cesonia (dogface butterfly) is the source of this 1457-nucleotide messenger RNA. Its product is annotated as activating signal cointegrator 1 complex subunit 1. Lineage: Eukaryota; Metazoa; Arthropoda; Insecta; Lepidoptera; Pieridae. The record is from RefSeq and is a predicted model, not a curated record. The transcript is spliced from 7 exons. Gene Ontology annotation, molecular function: RNA binding. Gene Ontology annotation, cellular component: nucleus. Gene Ontology annotation, biological process: regulation of DNA-templated transcription; DNA alkylation repair. The coding region runs from base 261 to 1331 and encodes 356 amino acids.